AUGCUAGAGGCAACAGGUACCGGCUGUGAACUGAUUUUGUCUGUUGUGACCUUUGCAGGCAAGGGUGUCAGGUAGGCUAAAACAAAGAGUCGUUCUGGCUGGUGGCAGACUGGAUAUGUUUGCACUGAGCUGGUGAAGGCCUGACCAAUGGUGCAUGAGUCAUCAAAUCAGUCAUUGCGAGUUCUGACGAAUGGUGAUCAAGAUUCCCAUCAAAAGAGAGAAACCACUAUCUCAGCUCCUGCCAUCAGGACAUGAUCUCCAAAAGAGAGCCUGUGACAACACCACAGGAGGCUCCAAGGACCUCCGCGAUGGAUCCUCUUAAGACUUUCUAUCAUCACACAGGAGUGAAUAUGGUUUGGACCUCAGUACUGAGUAGAAUUUGCAUGUUCCCCUGUAAGACUCUGGGUUAAGCGAUCUUGACUAGUAAAAAAAUGUUCGAUCUCUCACUUAAAAAAAAAAAAAAGAUAAAUAUGUCUACUAAUGUCAUCCUGCCUUGAAAGAGUGUUUGGUUAUAAUAUUGGAGUAUCAAUGAUCUAUGUUCUAGUAUUUCAUUUACUGUGUUACAUGCAUGAGGGUAGCAAAAUAUUGGGAACACACAAAACUAUAAUGCACUCAGGGAAACCAAUGUCGUUCACUACUGCUUGAUAAAUAUAAAGUAUGUCAACUAAAUCUGAAAAUGAAAAUUCAUGGUAAGGCUAUUGUGCUGGGAUCAUAGACUGUACUUAAAUGUUUUGUAUUAACUUUUAAAGUUUGUCUACAGCUCUAUUCAUUUUGCUGGAAGAGGCAGGGUUUAUGACCUAUACUGCAACCAGUCACCUGGGGGUGCCGUCCUCAUGGAAGCUUCCCCAAGCGAGGACGCAGAUGACGUCCAUUUUAUGUACAGUCUAUGCUUGGUCCACACGUUAAGGUGGUCCAGGAGGCAUUUGCUUGAAUGGUUAGUGUGUACUUUUUUUCAUAGUAACAAUUGCUUGUUGCCUUGUUUAUUCUAACAGAGGCUUUAAUUGGUGUUACUUUAAGUCCUGGAUAAUUGAGUAGGAUCUAGGCGCUGGAGAAUGGUGGUUAAAGCUUGUUUGAGGAGUUUUUAACAGUCUGAAACUACUCUUGAUGCCUCUUUGUGACCCUUAAAAGCAAAUAAGACCAUCAGCGACAAGUCUGAAAUUGGAACUUGCCUCCACUCCAGCCCUUCUGUUGUUCUGCGGUCUCAUUUUACCAGUAUAAUAGGUUUUGUCACUGAUUUCUGCUCUGUUCGGUGCCCUGGGGUCUUCGCUUCAAUUCUCCCUGCCUUGGCUUUACACAUAUGCACAUGAAACAGAGAGGGUGUGCUCUGUCUGCCUCAGGUCUUUGCAUUCCAUGUACGCACAUGGAGGGGCAGGGAGCUCCCAGAAUGAAGCCUUAUCACCAAAUAAACUUAGUGCUGAAAUUAAUCAGUCCUCCUUAACAAAAGUGAAAAUUUGAUACAUGUUGCACAUAUGGCAUUACUGAAAGGCAUAUCUUUAGCACAAAUAAGUAAACAUCAUUCAAACCCUUUUCCCCCCUUCUGCUGGAAUCUUAUCAACCCAUCCAUAGCGUCCUUUGGGUGCUGUUAUCUUCACAGCAGAAUAAACAAGACAGUGUGUCAGUCUGACCUCCUAUUCAGGACAAAAUAUGGAUGUUUUACAAGCCGGAGAAAAUAUGUUAGGCUGCAUUAACUUCAAUUGGCACAUUCUUCUGUCACAACUCAUUUCCCUGCGUUUCUUUCCAUUACACAGCUUAGGAAAUAUUCUUAUUGUUUACUGCAGCAGCGCCUCUAUUGAGUUAGGUAACUCAAAACAGGAUGUUUCGCUGUGCAAUUACCGCUCACAAGGAAUGAUGGAGGAACAAACAGAAGCUGAAAGCACUUCUGUUUUUUUCUUUGUUUUUUUUUUUCUUUUUCACUGGCUGGAGGUCCAUUGUUUUCAGCUCUCUAGUUAUUCUUUGUUCAACCUGCUUCCUGUGCUCCUGUUCAUUAGGCCCAUACAGUCACUUCACCCAUGUGCCAGGUUGAUCUUCAGUGGUCACACAAGUUAGGCUCACUCCCCCCUUUAAGCAUACAGCCAAGGUAUUUCCUGCAGUAAAUGUGAGAGAAACCUUUUAAUAAACUUCUUGUUUUAGCAGCUGAAGCACUGACAAGAUGAUUUAGGUGUAAGAUGAGACAUUUUAGAUACUGAAGUCAGACAGAGGAUGGACAGUGAUUUUGAUUUUGCACUAAAAAAAUCAGUAGGCCUGAAGCUUUAGCGAGUGCACAGCUGAUUUUGAUAAUUUAUUUCUUAAUUCUGGUGUUAGGCCCAUCAUUCAUGCCCCAGAAAACUUUAAAAUAGUUUAAAAUGCUUUUUUAGGACUGUCAUCAACGCCCUUUCACAUCUAAAGAUGGUUCACCAGCAACUGCAGAGACUGAAGAUGUAGAGCAAGAUUUUGCAGAGAAUGGGGAUCUCUCAAGAUCACAACCAUAUAUCUGAUGGAAAUCAUACAAAUUUUCAGGCAAACAAUGACAAUAAUGCUGCAGGGUCACUAAUUGGCAUUGUUGAUGGUUGGAGAGACAAUAAUAUGUGAUUGUCCUCAGAUGGACCAUGGAAAUAAACAGACAAACUGGUGAAGCUGUGGACAUUUUUGUGGGUUGUGGAUCUUAAGCAUCCACUCAUCUGUACAAAUAUGGAGUGUAGAGGGGGAAAAGUUUACAGAAAAUGCCUCCACUCUUGAAACACUCAGUGGGUACGCCACAGUUUUCAGCUAUUAGUCUAAUCUCUGAUGUGAAUGGGAUCCAAGCCUCUGAGCUAAUUGUAUAUCAUGUUUGUUCUGCUUCCUGUUAUGAGCUAGUGAGGGAGAUGCAUAUAUGUUACUAAACCCUGUGUAGUGAUUAGCACUUAUUUUAUUUUCUGUUGGCACCCUAAAGUGAUUUUUGUUUGUGUGGAGUCCCAGGCUGGCUCUCAACUCAGGGUAUGCACUGCCCUUCUGUAUAGUAGACUUGAGUACCCUGGGUGAGAUGGUCCAGCUUUUGUGAAUUGGGACAGUCUAUCCUUCGAAGGACUUCCUGGUUGAGUCGCUAAAUGUCCCCACCCCACCAAUUGUGAGACCUUGCAUACAUACAAUACAUACAUGGAACAAAAGACGUGACAUGACAUUUUUUGUACGCAGGAGUAUGAGAUCCGCAUUGAGAAUUAAAAAAAAAAGACUUCAAGAUUGAAGUAGUGAAUUAACCAGAAUAAAGUCAUUAAUUUAUGAGAAUAAAGUUGUAAAGUUACCUGUUAUUUCAGAGGAGAGUUGUUAAAAUUAGGGCCAUGAAGCAUUUGAAGGGACUGUGCUUCAGUAUAGGUUUCUCAAACAAGGAGAUUAUGAUAUUAAUCCAUAGGCCAUAAGGCGUUGGUGUCUCUGCAGGUGUAGGUUACAGCCGGUGUGAGAAACGUGGUGCACGUCAGAGCUCGACUCCCCCUGGAUCGCAAAUGUUGAUCAUCAGUUGGAUUGUUUCAUGAGAAACCACCCUUAGCGCUGCGUGAUGAUGUCACAUACCGUUGAAAUCCGCACUUCAAUGGUGCAGACCCUGAAUUGAGACACAGCCCUUGCCUGCGUCCGAAUUGCCCGCUCGCAUACUACAUACUACUGCUACAUACUACUGCUAGAUCCUACUCCUACAUAUUAAACACAUUGGCCCAAUUCGGACACACUAGACGAGCGGUGGGGAAAGACAACCCCUGCAGGCAGAGAGUAGGUACUGCGCCCGUGCAGACAGUGGUAACGGAAGCCUCCCAUCUGCUGGCCUGGCUGUAGUACUGCAGCGAGUACUGUACAAUGAUCGGUGCGCACCCGUGACUUAUUAGGCAUCAUCACCAGAAGGCACCUGUUACUCAUUAACAAUGAGUGGAAACAUAGUAGUGCCAUCAUGGAGGUGGCACAUCUUCAGAGAAAAGCCAGCAUGCCUUGCAACCAGAUUGAUGCUAUGCCUUGCAUUUUCUAUGUGGAGAUUCCUGGAGUCAUUGCCACAGGAAAGCUUUGACAUGAAGUGCUUGAACUAGAAGCUCUGUCAUGUAUUUCUUGUUACUAGUCUUUUCUGGUGUUUGUCCAGACACCACAAAAGCCCACGCGGGCCAUACACUCAGCUCAACAGCACCGUGCCCAUCAUUCGUCAGUUUUUGGAUGACACCAUUGACCUGCGCCCCAACCUUCACCUCUCUCGUUGCUUGCUUGCUGCCCUUACUGCUGCUUACUACUGCUGUUUGUUUUUUGGCUGGCCCAUGCAGCGUCCUACAGGGUGGUGGCUGCAGUCUGCGACAUUCGGAAGUCCACUGUGCACGAUAUUGCGCACAGGGAGACCAAGGCUGUCGUGGGCAUCCUGGGCUGCACCAUCUGCCUCCCCGACCCUGACCAGCUGGAGGACAUCGCUGCUGGCUUCAGCCGCCUCGGGGGAAGUCCAGCUCUGCGGACAGUGGUCGGGGCAGAUGAUGGCUGCCAUGUCCGCAUCAAGCCACCUGCAGCACAUCAGCUAGACUUUUUAAACCGUAAGCUGUUCCAUUCCAUCCAGCUCCAGGCCAUCUGUGACCACCAGGGGAGGUUUAUAGACUUGUUUGUUGGCUUCCCUGGCUCCGUCCAUGAUGCCCAUGUCCUGCGGAACAGCCCGGUCUAUUACAGACAGCUGUACCCACCGGAGGCCUGGUGCAUCCUGGGGGAUGGAGGCUACCCCUGUUUGGGUGCCCCCAUCUGCCUUCUGACGCCUUAUUGGGAACCUGUGGCCAACCCCGUGCAGACCCAGUUCAACACCAUCCAUGGCAAGGCACGGAACAUUAUCGAGCAGGCCUUCGGGUUGGUGAAGGCUCGUUGGCGGUCCAUCUUCCUCAGGGCCCUUGAGGUGAAGCCAGCAUUUGCAUCGGAGGUGGUCACCUGUUGUGCCAUCCUCCACAACGUCUGCAUGGACAAUGGUGACCUCUUCGAGGCCGAGCCUCCCCCUGAGGAAGAUGGACCACCUCCCUGUUCUGAUGCAGCGUCAGGGGAAAACCUGCGGGACCGACUGGCUGCAGCAGUGUCUGCCCCAGAGGUUGUGGUUGCUGUCCUCCAGGACCACGAUUAUUGUUGA
Xyrichtys novacula (pearly razorfish) is the source of this 5080-nucleotide messenger RNA. Lineage: Eukaryota; Metazoa; Chordata; Actinopteri; Labriformes; Labridae. The record is from the annotation of a GenBank genome assembly.